Messenger RNA from Coniophora puteana RWD-64-598 SS2, 2313 nucleotides. RefSeq lists its product as uncharacterized. Gene Ontology annotation, molecular function: ferric-chelate reductase activity. The record is from RefSeq and is a predicted model, not a curated record. The transcript has 11 exons. Gene Ontology annotation, biological process: iron ion transport; copper ion import; intracellular iron ion homeostasis. Gene Ontology annotation, cellular component: plasma membrane. Bases 333 to 2237 code for a protein of 634 amino acids. Lineage: Eukaryota; Fungi; Basidiomycota; Agaricomycetes; Boletales; Coniophoraceae.
GUUACCCACGUCCAGCCAGCAUGGAUCUGAUAACUUCCUACUUGCCCUGUAAAUGGCUGUUCUUCGCGACGGUUGCCGCGAUAGGAUGUCUUGCUCCCACUCAGAUCGAACCUUCGCGGCCGACCCGUCGAACAUUCCGCGACGUAACCGAGACUUCGGCAGCUCCGCUGAUCCAUGAGAACUAGACGCUCGGGGCGGAAAAUGGACAAGGUAUCAACACAGGAAGCGACUUUCAGAAACGAAAGAACGGUACAUUGAAUACACGAGUGCACCCCAGGCAGACCUCGAGAGCCUAUUUCUCAGCUCCACCCAGCUUUCUUGCUCUGGCGACCAUGGACUCUUCGACCGGCUCGUCUAUGCUCGCAGCCGUUGCCAAGGCCAAGGGUCCAACUGACAAGACCUUGCGGGUCGCCCGGAACAAGCUCUACCCCAUGCAGUCCUGGUAUUGCCUGGCGCUGUUUAUUUUCAUUGUCGGCGUUUUCCAGUGGGGAUCGUAUCUGCACUCCAAGUAUGCUCGGAGACACCGCAACGCGAAUGGCGAGUCGGACCCAGAGCUGGCUUCUGAAAGGUCCGUUCGCGGAGUACGACGUAUCCCGGCCGCCCUCGCCAACUUCUAUCGGGUUAUUGCCUUCCGCUGGACGCUAGAGAUCGGCAAGAGCUACACCCUUUGUUUGUCCGAGGUCUUCGUGACCGUGGCCUACAUCGUAUUUCUUUACGUCUGGGCAUUCAUUAACACAACCGACCUCGAAGGUCACAAACUCAACUUGACGUACUGGUGCAACCGCGCUGGUAUCCUGGCUACUAGCCAGUUUCCGCUGAUCACAGCCCUCGGAACGAAGAAUAACCUCGUCUCACUUGUCACCGGAGUCAGCUAUGACAAGUUGAAUUACAUUCACCGCAUGAUGGCACGCGUCGUCUUCAUCCUACUUUGGGUUCACGCCGGGAGUGAGGUUGUUUACGAGGCACCUUUCCAGCCUUACCUUGAGCAGACGUGGCUCAGAUGCGGCAUCGUCUCUAUCGUGGCGAUAACUGUGCUCAUGUUCGCCUCUCUACGUCCUGUUCGUGCCGGUGCCUACGAAUUUUUCUUUUACACGCACUUCGCCAUGGUCUUGAUCUUCCUCGUCUGCGCCUAUUUCCACACUUCCUACGACAGCAUAACGUACUGGAUUUACCCAUGCUUUGCCAUCUGGGGCCUCGACCGCCUCAUUCGGGUCGUCCGUCUCGUCGUCUUCAAUCACUCAUACUUCGGCUUCCGCUCGGGCUCAAACAUGGAUGCGACGAUUGAGCUCCUCUCGCAGGAGUUUGUCCGCCUACGCUUCCACCGCCCCUCACACUUCCACUGGAAGCCGGGUCAGACCGCAUACCUCAUCAUGCCUUCCGUCUCGCGCCUGCCGUUUGAGUCGCACCCCUUCACUAUCGCUAGUUUUGACUCGAACCUCUUCGAUUCAAUCGAGGACAAAGAUUCUGCCCGGUCAAGCGAGAAAUCGAAUCGGAUGAGUCUGGCAGAGCACGCGCUCGGGUCCAGUAUGCCAUUCUGGAAGGAAGUCGUGUUCUUUAUCAAUGUUCGCGAAGGCUUCACAGGACGGCUGAGGGAGGCCGCUCUCAAAGGGGAGAAGGUCAAGGUGUUCAUUGACGGACCCUAUGGCCCGUCUCCCGACCUUGGCUCCUACGACACCUGCGUCCUCAUUGCCGGUGGCUCUGGCGUAUCAUAUACGCUCCCGACUUUGCUUGAUAUUAUAGAAAAUGUUCGAAGUGGCAAGAGUGACUGUCGUCGAGUCGUCUUUAUCUGGGCUAUCCGCGACGCUAAUCACAUCCACUGGAUUGAUGAGACCCUCGUCCGAGCACUUCAGCUUGCUCCGCCUUACCUCAACGUCUCCAUCAGAAUCCAUGUCACAGGCGCUUCUGCUGCAAUUGCUGAGCUCCACCAAGACGACGCCGACUCGGAGUCGAUCCAUGACGAUAGCGAACAUGAAGACGGCAAGGCCCGCGAGAAAAGCAAAGACUCCCUCGUGGCUCUCUCGAACGUCUCUGUCGAACAAGGCCGGCCAAACCUGGACGUUAUGCUCAAGGAGGAGGUCGAUGCUACUACCGGAAGAAUGUCUGUCAACGUCUGUGGCUCUCAAGCUGUUGCACGCUCAGUGCGCCAUGCACUACGCUUCCCGGUCUCAAGUCCCUCGAAUAUUCUGAACGGCGGACCCAGCGUCACGCUUCAUAUCGAAUCUUUUGGGUAUGCCUAAUUUUAAUCUACGUUACCUCCUCGAACCCUCCGUUCGUCUCCAUCUUUGGACGUUCUUUGGUUCUGCCUUUCUUUCU